Ilyonectria robusta is the source of this 842-nucleotide messenger RNA. RefSeq lists its product as uncharacterized. The transcript has a single exon. The record is from RefSeq and is a predicted model, not a curated record. Bases 173 to 646 code for a protein of 157 amino acids. NCBI's taxonomy places the organism in Eukaryota, Fungi, Ascomycota, Sordariomycetes, Hypocreales, Nectriaceae.
CCCAACAUCCCAAGUACCGCAACAUCCAAGCUCUCUCCGCCCCAGCUCGUUCCACUCCAGCUCAGGCACGACUAACUAUGGAUCCCUAUUAUGGAUACAGCACAGGGCUGUCGAUCUUUUUGCACCGAAAGUUCAGUCCAGGCCGUCCGUCUGCCGAAGCGAUGGUCGCCCCAUGCCGCCGUCAGCAUUUGAGGUUGCGGGCACAACAUGCUCGUGCAAUGUCAGGCGACCAACAGGAGGCUCCGGGUUAUCACGUCCAACAAUGCUCUCUCUCUACAAAGUACAUACAGACUUACAUCCGUUAAUCCGGGACACCCUCCAUCAGUUGACCUGUGAGCAAAGAGUCAGAGCGAGUGUUGGUUGCUGGUCGCGCAUCCGUUCCAUCCCAUCCACUUCAGAGAACACACACCUUUUAUCAGGCUGCAGCCAGACCUCCACCAACACCAAAGUCCGGGCAAAACGGCGCCGACUUAGCUUUGAGUCCAAUACCUGUCCAGGUACCCGAAAGCAAAGAUACGAGUGGAUGUCGCACGCUAGUAAUUGCUUCCGUCUUGCUUUAGUUACGGUUAUGAUUAGAUCCGUGGACUUGUUUAGUCCGCGAUCGUGGAUGUUGCACGAAUACUCGUCCCAAGAGCCCAGCAAGUGAGGGGAGCUUACCACAGCACGACGGAAUUUAUUCAUGUCUCCGAUCCUUUUAGGGCUGGCUGAACUGACCGGUGGCGAACACAAUGCAGCACGAAGCACCCUCCACUCCGACUGAUUGAGGCAGCUCGCUUCUCUUGGCCCGCUCUCGGUGGCGAAAAACCAUCAAGCUUCAACCAGCCAUGGCUCUUCGUUUCUCU